AUGUCUAUCGAGAAGGAAGAAUGCGAACUGGAACAACUGGUGUCUUCUGACGAAGAACCCAGACCAACUGACAUCGCACAAAUUACACCUCCUAUUACACCCAAGCCUCCUCCGAGAGCACAUUCCCAUUCAGAUAGCCGAACUAAGACUAGCAAUUCACUUUCUAUCGAAAGCCAAAAGAACGAAUGCCACAAAUCUACAGCUAGAUUGUCUAGUACUUCAUCCAUACAUCAAGAUAAACCACAAACCCAACCAUCUAAAGACGUAGGUGGUCCGACUCGCCUGAUGUGUGUUAACGAGAGAUUAGGACGCAGUUCACUUCAUGACUACAAACCACCACGACCGCCACCUCCAAAUUUUAGUAAAUUGCAAAAUAAAAAAGAUGUGACCGAUGUCAGACAAAUGGAGCAAGCCCUACAGCAACUACUUGAAGAUUUUCAUUCUGGCAAAUUACGUGCAUUUGGUAAGGAUUGCAGUAUGGAACAAAUGACAGCUAUUCGUGAGCAACAAGAACAUUUAGCAUGGCUACAUUUUGAACUUGGCGUGAGACAGGAUGGAUCGAAUCCGCUCAGCGAACAAGGCAUUGCCAAAGCUACAGAAAAUAUGCACUCCCUAAUGGCUAGCCUAGAACAGCUGUCUUUAUCCAUUGAAAAAUUACAUUCGUUUAGUAAUUCAACAUCCGAUUAA
This is a messenger RNA of Macrosiphum euphorbiae (potato aphid), 687 nucleotides long. NCBI's taxonomy places the organism in Eukaryota, Metazoa, Arthropoda, Insecta, Hemiptera, Aphididae. The record is from the annotation of a GenBank genome assembly.